Messenger RNA from Aureobasidium vineae, 1176 nucleotides. The record is from the annotation of a GenBank genome assembly. NCBI's taxonomy places the organism in Eukaryota, Fungi, Ascomycota, Dothideomycetes, Dothideales, Saccotheciaceae.
AAUCUGGCAAAUUGCAGUGUUCUUACCACUGAGUACGAGCCGCAUCCUCNNGAUACCAUGAAAGCGGCUCAGUGGAUGGGGACGAAGAUAAUCGAGGUUCGCGUCGUGCCUAAGUCAAUCGUCACUGCGAGGCNNGACGCCAUUGUCCGCAUCACUCAUUGUACCAUCUGCGGCUCUAAUUUCCACAUUUACGUUGGCGAGCUCAAUUCGGCCAUGCAGAAAGGUGAUAUUAUGGGUCAUGAGGCUAUUGGAAUUGUCGAAGACAUCGGCUCAGACGUUACCAAGCUCAAUAGAGGUGACGGGGUUUUAAGCCUCCCGGUCAUCGCUUGUGGAGAAUGCUUUUACCGCCAACGACAGGAGGUGCUCUUUAGAUGGAAGGCAUGUGAGGACAUCGGCUCUNNGCUAUCUUUGGCUAUUCUCAUCCUACUGGAGGAUAUCCUGGAGACCAAGCAGAAUGUCGCCCUUGCCGACGUUACGCCCACAGCAUGGAAAGGUUGUGAACUUGCCGAGGUUUCAAAGGGAGACGUCGUUGGCGUCUGGGGCUGUGGCGCGAUUGGACUCUUGAUCCAGGUAUCGUCCAUCUUCCGUGGUGCGAAGAAAGUUUAUGCGAUGGACAAGGAUCCUCCCCCCAUCCCUGCUGACAUUAAUGAGCAUUCAGACGACGUCGAGUACCUCCUCUCUAUAGAGCCCCACGGGCUAGACAGAGGUAUUGAAGCCAGCGGCUUCCGAAACGAGACCUCUGCUGCUCACNUGAUGAUGCGCAAGGUUGGCCUUGAAGGCGAUCAAGGGGAUACCGUCACUUCCAUUAUCAGAUCCACCAGAAAGUGUGGCAACAUCGCCCUCAUCGGUGACAUCUUCUACAACACAAAUCAAUUCCAUAUCGGUACGCUGAUGGAGAAGACUAUCACUCUACGUGGCGGCCAACUCAUGGCACAAAAGGUAGUUCCUCGAUUAUUCAUUAGCAUAGGAUCGACUGACGUUUCCUAUACAGUACUUUCCCUAACCCCUCGAUACCGUAGUCAGGGAGAGUACAAUCCAUCAUUUGUCAUGACCCAUACGGACAAGUUCGGAAAUAUCAUCGAAGACUACGCGCUCUUCAACGAGCACAGGAUACCUGGCGGUUUGAGAGUAUGUUUGGCCACCGAGUUUGGUAUAUCCCUUGAGCUGUCUAUUUAA